Messenger RNA from Psilocybe cubensis, 1416 nucleotides. RefSeq lists its product as uncharacterized. Gene Ontology annotation, biological process: fatty acid beta-oxidation; phenylacetate catabolic process. Gene Ontology annotation, molecular function: acetyl-CoA C-acyltransferase activity. The transcript has 3 exons. Gene Ontology annotation, cellular component: peroxisome. The record is from RefSeq and is a predicted model, not a curated record. Lineage: Eukaryota; Fungi; Basidiomycota; Agaricomycetes; Agaricales; Agrocybaceae. The coding region runs from base 1 to 1416 and encodes 471 amino acids.
AUGCACGAUUUCAUGUGGGAUGGUCAAAAUGACGGUAGACCACAUAACCGAAUCUGCCUGACGGAGCUUCAGAAAAUGGUCGAACAGUCAGCAAGUGGACAUGUGAUAAGGCCGGGUAUUGAGAUUCCCGAACUUAUAAAGGCGCGUAAGACCCGUCAGUCCUCCUCAUCCACCUCCAUCCACAACCACGUCGAUAUGUCUACCCAAACCUCCUCCAACAAGGCCGCUCUCCUCCAAAAGAAUGACAACGACAUUGUCAUUGUUUCCGCUGUGCGGUCAGCCAUUACUAAGGGCAAGAAAGGAGGAUUCAAGGACACCAAACCAGAACUGAUCCUUUCUCAUGUUCUCCGCGCUGCCUACUCAAAGGUCAACCUCGACCCCAAACUCAUUCAGGAUAUCGCUGUCGGCAAUGUUCUCCCACCAGGCGGUGGAGCUUCUGCUGCUCGCAUGGCCGCGCUCCACGCUGGAAUCCCCGUCGAGACCUCAAUUAACACCGUGAACAGGCAGUGCUCGUCUGGUUUGACCGCAAUCAACCAGAUUGCCAACCAAAUUCUCGCAGGACAGAUUGACAUCGGUAUCGGUGCUGGUGUCGAGUCCAUGACAAAUGGGUACGGAGCUGGUGCUGCCCCUGAUGUCUCAGAGGAAGUUCUUGAGAACAAGGACGCCGAAGACUGCCUUUUGCCCAUGGGUAUCACCUCUGAGAACGUUGCCAAGGACUAUGGCAUCACCCGCAGAGUUCAGGACGAAUUCGCCGCGAAGUCGUUCCAGAAAGCCGCCGCUGCCAACAAGGCUGGCAAGUUCAAGGAUGAAAUCGUUCCCAUUACUGCCAAAUUCAUCGACCCCAAGACGGAGAAGGUUUCGGAAAUCGUCGUGGACCAGGAUGAUGGCAUCCGAGACGGUGUCACUGUUGAAAGCCUUUCCAAGCUCAAACCCGCUUUCUCGAAAGACGGUUCGACUCACGCCGGAAACGCAUCCCAGGUGUCGGAUGGUGCCGCUGCUGUUCUGCUUGCCCGCCGUUCCGUGGCCAAGCGCCUAGGUCUUCCCAUCGUUGGCAAAUUCGUCACUGCCGCCACCGUUGGUGUUCCCCCACGCAUCAUGGGUGUUGGUCCCGCCUACGCUAUCCCCCGCGUGCUUGAGAUUGCCGGCAUCACCCUCGCCGAUGUCGACUUCUUCGAGAUCAACGAGGCUUUCGCCAGCCAGGCUGUUUUCAGCGUCCAGCAUCUUAACAUUCCCUUCGAGAAGGUCAACAUCAACGGAGGAGCUAUUGCCAUUGGCCAUCCUUUGGGAUGCACUGGUGCCCGCCAGGUCGCCACUGGUCUCAACAUCGCCAAGCAGACUGGCAAAAAGCUGUUCGUGACCAGCAUGUGCAUUGGUUCGGGCAUGGGCAUGGCUGCCAUCUUCGUGAGCGAGCAGUAG